AUGAAAUUCCUCGCUUUGAUCUCUUUCGCAGUUACAGUCUUAGCACAAGGUGGAAUCAUAGUCUCCAACGAUGAUCUCUCACCAUGUUGCUACGACGGUUGUGCAACUACCGUAUGUGAAGUAUUCGACAAUGUCAAUGUCGAAGGAAGAACUUAUGAUGAACAUUGUGCUUUGUUCGAUAUGCACCAAGGAUAUAAUUUCUUUUUCAUCAAUGACGAUGAAGGGAAUCAUGCCGAGUGCAACUUCACUAUCCCGGACGGGAGCGUAACUACCAAAGUCACCAUUUUCGACGUUUCAACUUGGGAAACCGACGGUCCCGUUUAUGGUGGAUGCGUGUGA
This is a messenger RNA of Tremella mesenterica DSM 1558, 339 nucleotides long. RefSeq lists its product as uncharacterized. The transcript is spliced from 2 exons. The record is from RefSeq and is a predicted model, not a curated record. NCBI's taxonomy places the organism in Eukaryota, Fungi, Basidiomycota, Tremellomycetes, Tremellales, Tremellaceae. The coding region runs from base 1 to 339 and encodes 112 amino acids.